This is a messenger RNA of Mobula hypostoma (lesser devil ray), 2405 nucleotides long. RefSeq lists its product as uncharacterized. The transcript has 2 exons. NCBI's taxonomy places the organism in Eukaryota, Metazoa, Chordata, Chondrichthyes, Myliobatiformes, Myliobatidae. The record is from RefSeq and is a predicted model, not a curated record. Bases 440 to 1390 code for a protein of 316 amino acids.
UAUAAAUUAUUUAAGUGUAAGAGUUGAUAAUGAUAUAAAGAAUUUAUAUAAAUUAUUUAUCACUACUGGAAAAAAAUUAAAUAAGAUCUUGAUAAAUGGAUGAUGUUACCAAUAACAUUAGUGGGUAGAGUUAAUGCUGUAAAAAUGAAUAUAUUUCCUAGAUUACAGUAUCUAUUUCAAACACUACCAAUACAAUUACCGCAGAAGUUUUUUCAAGAGUUAAAUAAUGUGUGAGGAAAUUUCUUUGAAAAGGUAAGAUGUCAAGAAUAUCGUUGGAAAAAUUGACAUGGAAAUUUGACUUAGGAGGGUUACAACUUCCAAAUUUUAAGAAUUAUUGUAAAGCAAAUCAAUUUAGAUUUAUUGCAUCUUUUUUUGAGGAAGAAAGACCGGCAUGGAUUAGAAUAGAAUUAGAUAAGAUAGGAGAAAAUUGGCGGUGCGCAUGGACGCAGCUGCCCCUCGGGGAGUGAUAAGUGUAUCUAGUGUUUGUUCUGUUUGUUCUAGACGCAUAACAUACAGUCGGAAUAUGCUCGUUAACAUCAGGGCAUACUACGUCGGAAAAACUGACGAGUUCUGGUGUGACAUGGACAGUUUAUGCCGCUAUGGACUACUAUCCGCUACCAAGCCGGCUGCUUCCCGAGGGAGGAGGAAGAGAAAGCGCUUUGAGAAAAGACAGAGGAGGGGUAAGAGGGCCGGCGUCCAUGCGAGGCUAAAAGCUAACCCCACCAGGCCAGCGGUACCAUCCCUCCUGUUCUCAAAUGUCCGCUCCAUCGACAACAAGCUGGAUGAGCUGCGUCUGCUGAGAGAAACACACAAGGAAUUUAAAGACUGCUGUGUGUAUGUCUUAACAGAAUCCUGGCUCCAUGACAACAUACCGGACGUGGCGAUACAGCUAGAGGGAAUGACAUUGUUUCGUGCGGACAGAGAGGCAGUUAGCUCUGGUAAGAGCCAAGGAGGAGGUCUGUGUAUUUAUAUAAACAUAGACUGGUGUGUGAACGCUACAGUAGCUGCUAAACACUGCUCACUGCUGGCUGAAUUUCUCAUUGUGAAAUGCCGGCCGUUCUAUCUGCCGAGGGAAUUCACCAUUAUGCUUGUGGCAGCUGUCUACAUAGCUCGCAGUGCCAAUGCUAAGGCUAAUGGUAACGAAGCACUGGGAGGCCUACAUGAAGCCAUUAGUGAGCUACUGACUACACAUCCUGACAGCUUUGUGGUGAUUGCUGGGGACUUUAAUCACACCAGCUUAAAGACUGUGUUUGCCAAAUUCCUGCAAUAUGUGGAUUUCAAAACCGGGGAGACAACACACUGGACUUGGUUUAUAUCAACACACCACAGGCAUACAAAGCAGCCCCCCACCCCCAUCUUGGCCACUCUGACCACAUAUCUGUCAUAUUAACACCAGCAUAUAAACCACUGCUUAAACGUGUGAGAGCAAAGAAAAGAGAGAUAAGGGUCUGGCCAAAAGGAGCAGCCUCAGCACUACAAGACUGUUUUUUGCACACAGACUGGGACAUAUUCAAAAUAGCAGCCUCCUAUGAUGAUCAUACAGACAUUGAGGAGUAUGCAGAGGCAGUAAUCAGCUACAUAGCCAAAUGCACGGAGGAUGUCACUGUGAUGAAAACCUUCACCGCACGUGGUUAUAAAAAGCCAUGGAUGACAACAGAGGUGCGUUCACUGCUAAAGACCCGUGACACAGCCUACAGAUCAGGGGACAGGAGUGUGCUUCGCUCAGCCAGGUCUGCGCUUUCACUAGGGAUCAGGAAAGCCAAAAGGGCCUACGCGGGCAAAAUACAUGGACACUUCUGUGACACAGGUGACACCAGACGGAUGUGGCAGGGUCUCAUGAUGGAGCUGUCAAGGCCAGCUAUAUUAUUGCCAACGAAACAGCUGCUGCGUCGAAGCCAUACUCAGAGGGGGAAUUCAUCAAAGCAUGCAUGCUGACGGCGGCUGAGCUGGUGUGCCCUGAGAAGAGACAGGCGAUUCUCAAGGACACGUUCACCGAGUGAAGUUACUUCUUAGCUUCGCUCCAUUACCGUUUCAUUUUACAUUCAUGAGCACCUUUAUUUAAUCUACUUUUAUCUACACUAAAAGACUCACACAAUAAAAUUUUUUUUCUUUCUCUUGUGUAAGUUUGGAUUCUGAAUCUUGAAGAUAUGAGUAAAGAACCAAGUACAAAAGUUGAAGCAAGCAGCUGAGAAGAAGGGAGUGAAGAAAUCGGGUACAAAAAGUCUUUUUUAUAAAUACUGCUUGGGGAGAAGGAUCUGCACUGCGCAGGCGCGUGACGUAGUGUGCCAAGGUUUAAAAACAGACUACCAUAUACAGCGGGCAGCGGAGUGAGAGGAAGCAGAGUGGGACGGCUUUGGCUCAACAGGCUUUGGCGAGAACAGGAAGAGGCCAGGAGCCAAAGGACU